AGGUGGAGUAAAUCUGAGCCUGUGGGGUGAGCAGCGCAAGGCUGAGGAAAGAUGCAUGAAAACAGACUGCAGAUGGGUGAGAUAAACAGGAUCCCCGGGCUGCGACUGAGUAGGCAGGCCUCUUUAAUGGCUCUUAGCAACGCCCCUGCUCUGACCCUCCUCAUAUGUGAGGGAAAUCAAAUCAAUACACUGCUCUUCAAACCACGAUGCUGCUGCAGCAGCAGGGCAUUGUGGCAGCCUUCGUCUCUUAAAUUCGUCAACGCUUCUCAGUCUGCUGAUCUCUGGAUAUCCACCCUUGCAUCUCUGCUGAGGAAGACUCUGACUGCAUCUUUAAUCGGAUUGCUUGAGCUCCCAUGUACCACCUUCUUCUUCUUAGCAAGUAUUAGAGAUGGCUAACAGAGGACCAAGCUAUGGCUUAAGUCGAGAAGUUCAGGAGAAGAUUGAACAGAAAUAUGACCCGGAAUUAGAGUCUAGGUUGGUGAACUGGAUUAUUGUCCAGUGUGGAGAACACAUAGAGCACCCUCCUCCUGGAAGGCAACAUUUUCAGACCUGGCUGAUGGAUGGAACGCUGUUAUGCAAGUUAAUAAACAGUUUACAUCCAAAGGGAAAUGAGCCCAUCACAAAGAUCUCUGAAUCAAAAAUGGCUUUCAAGCAGAUGGAACAAAUAUCUCAGUUCUUAAAAGCUGCUGAAAUCUACGGAGUAAGAACAACAGAUAUUUUUCAGACAGUGGAUUUAUGGGAAGGGAAGGACAUGGCAGCAGUGCAGAGAACCUUAAUGGCUCUAGGCAGUUUGGCAGUCACCAAGGAUGACGGCUGCUACAAAGGAGAUCCAUCCUGGUUUCACAGGAAAGCACAGCAGAAUCGACGAGGAUUUUCAGAAGAGCAGCUUCGUCAGGGACAGAACGUAAUAGGCCUUCAGAUGGGCAGCAACAAAGGAGCAUCACAGUCGGGUAUGACAGGCUAUGGAAUGCCAAGGCAGAUUAUCUGAAAACAUCUCUGUCUGUGGAGAAAACACUCUUUCUGCAGCAUGGUCUGUUAAGAAAAAAAAAAAACAAAACCACACAAAACAAAACAAAAACAAAAAAAACCAACAAAAAAAUCUCAUUAGUUCCCUUUCUGCCUGUUUUUUAAUAGUUAGUGCUCUCUGAGAUUUGGGGUAUUUUUGGUUUGGUUUGUUUUCUUUGCAGCUGCAAGAGUUCAUCUAUGAACUUGGGUUUUUGUGGUGGUGUGUAUCAGUUCACAGCACGUGCGCACUGCUGCCUCCUACUUUUCACUUCUGAACUAUGCAAAGACAAUUAUUCUGUAUUAAUUUAUUUGCAAAGUGUUAUCUUCCAUAUUUGUCUCACACUGCACUUGUAUUUCAACCAGUAACCUCGUUCUUCAAUUCAGUGAUGAUAUUGUUUGACGUAAGAAUAAAGACAAAUUAAAGACA
This is a messenger RNA of Empidonax traillii (willow flycatcher), 1432 nucleotides long. It is a transcript of the gene TAGLN3, whose product is annotated as transgelin 3. The transcript is spliced from 5 exons. Gene Ontology annotation, molecular function: protein binding. NCBI's taxonomy places the organism in Eukaryota, Metazoa, Chordata, Aves, Passeriformes, Tyrannidae. The record is from RefSeq and is a predicted model, not a curated record. Bases 389 to 988 code for a protein of 199 amino acids.